ACUAAAAGUCGAUUAUUCGAUUAAUCGCAAAUCGACUUACCCAUCCCUAGUACAAGGAGAGAAUAAAUUAAAAAGAAAAACAUGGCUGUACUACCUCCAGAUCCCGUUUUUACCCUAAGAUGUGCCGAAAUGGGACCCGUCAAUUCGCUGUGCUUCCAUCGAAACGAACGUCUGCUGGCUGGCACCACGAAAGGCAAAAUCUUUCUAUGGGACCUCUCGACAAACCGUUCCAGUUUACAUUUCGAGCUGGGUCAUCAGGAACCGAUCACUGCCCUACACCAUACCGACGAUGAACUGUUGAUAUCGCAGGAGAAGGGUGGCACCAUCACCCUAUGGCAAAUGACCAAUACCGGUUAUAAACGUCACAUAGUUAUACCUGCAAACUACACCGGCUAUUGUCGUUCGGUUUUAUUCAACAAUGCCAAUAAUCAGGAUGAUCCCUUGCUAUUCUAUCCAUGUGAUGAAAACACAAUUGGGGUAUUGCACACAAGUGACCCAGAGAAUUCAGUGCAAAUGUUAGUACCUGAUGAUGCCCAAUUGCUGGCGCAUAAAUUGGGUACCUUGAAUUGUUUGAAACCCUUCGAACAUGCCUCGCAGAUAUUUUGUCUGGCCGGCUAUGAAAGUGGGCAUUUCUUAACGUGGGACCUGAGUUCGGGUGUUGUUGUGGAUGUUGCCCAAAUUGAUGCGGAUCCAAUGGCAGUGGAUUAUGAUCCUCCUACAAAUAGGGGGGUUGUGGGAGGACCUGGUGACAAAGUAACCACGUUUUCAUAUCAAAGACAAUCAAUGAGAUUUCAACGUUCCUCAGAUAUUGCCCUCAAAAAUCCCGGGCUAAAUUGCUUAAAAAUACGCAAUGAUCAAAAAGUAUUCUCUGCCGGUGGUUGGGAUGGUCGAGUCAGAAUAUUCUCCUGGAAGAGUCUAAGACCUCUAGCCGUGUUGACCGAACACAAAUCAGGGGCCAUAAUGGACAUAGCCUAUUCGACUGGUCCAGUGGCCAUGUGGAGGGCUCCCAUUAUGGCCGUUGCCGGCAUGGAUAGUCAGAUUUCUUUAUGGAAUAUAUACAAUUGAAUUAUUUUGACCUUAUAGUGUCAUUAAAAAAAUCGUAGACAUCUAAUCGAUAAUAUUUUACCUCAUUUUUAAUUAAUUUUUACAAUACAUAAAUAUAGAAUAUAUGUAGUUUUUUCUGGUUUGUAACCUAGCUUUUUAUGUUGCACAAAUAAUUGAGAAAAACAACAAAAACUAUACUCUAUGUUUGUAAUUUAUAUCCUAAGGAUUUGUAUAUUUAUAAGUCGAAUGCAAAUAAUUGUAUUUUUUAUUAAAAAAAACAGAAUAAAACUGCUUGUUUUUUUCCUUUGGCGAAGUAAUUUCGAUGUAUGGCUUAUGUUAUUAAUAGAGUCAGCCAGAGCCAAAUUUGUAUUGAAACGGGGAGUUUGGCGUACCAUGGUUUGUAAAUAUAGGUCUAGGUCCUAAAUUCCAUUUUACCCGUAAUAAAAACAUUAAAUAUUUUUUCCUGA
Musca domestica (house fly) is the source of this 1511-nucleotide messenger RNA. RefSeq names its product guanine nucleotide-binding protein subunit beta-like protein 1. Gene Ontology annotation, molecular function: protein binding. NCBI's taxonomy places the organism in Eukaryota, Metazoa, Arthropoda, Insecta, Diptera, Muscidae. The record is from RefSeq and is a predicted model, not a curated record. The transcript has 2 exons. Bases 82 to 1065 code for a protein of 327 amino acids.